ACAAGUGCUUGACCCAUCGUCAGCGAGAAGCGGAGGUUCUUCAUUCGACAUCUACGGCGCCAUCUUAUUGCUUUGAGCGAGGUAGACCGAGACAAAUAGACAAGGUUCAUCAUCAUUGGUAAUUAUGAGCGGAGCUAAAGCUCGCAUCGACCCGCCUGUUGCUGCUGAGAAUGUCUCGAUCACCGGGCACAGUUCCGCGGCUGCUGCGCGGGAGCGCAAGCCAGGUGGAGGGGUUCUGAAGAGACUCAAGUCUCGGCAAAGCCAGGUGGAUAGUAGGCCCGUCACAGAAGAUGAUCUUCGAACACAAGUUGGCCACAUCACCCCUGAAGAGGUCCUACGAUUGCCGGUUGCUACUCGGGGGUACCUGUGUAAACCAGAGGACAACAUCUUCGACAUAGAUUUUAUCCGCUUUAAAAUCAGAGACUUGGAGACAGGGACUGUGUUGUUUGAAAUUGCCAAACCACCUCAUACGGAGGAAGAUGAGGAGAAUGGAGAGGGAGACAUGAGUGCCGGGCGUUUUGUAUGCUACCAGUUCACCACUGCAUUCCUACGACUGAGGACUGUGGGAGCCACAGUGGAGUUUACGGUUGGUGCCCGCCCUCUGAACAGCUUCAGGAUGAUUGAAAGGCACUACUUCAGGGAUCACCUCCUGAAGAGCUUUGACUUUGACUUCGGCUUCUGUAUCCCCAACAGCCGCAACACCUGCGAACACAUCUACGAGUUCCCUCAGCUGUCUGAGAGCUUGGUUCAUCAGAUGGUGGAGCAUCCCUACGAGACGAAGUCGGACAGCUUCUACUUCGUAGACAACAGACUGGUCAUGCACAACAAGGCAGACUACUCUUAUAGCGGGGGCAGGCGUUGAGUGUGUUAUGUGCGUGUGUGUAUGUUUGUGUGUGUGCUGUGCCAAAGCGUUUACUCACACAAACAGACUCUCACCCAAGUGUUGAGUACUGUAAGUUAAACAAACUCUAUUGUCAUGGCAUAGCUGUAUGGAAAAGCAUGGAAAAGUUUAAGAACAGCAGGACAGAUCCACAUUAGGGCCAUAUAAACUACUGGCAGUGGUAUGGCAACAUUCUGCCAUAUAGACUACUGGCAGUAGUAUGGCAACAUUCUGCCAUAUAGACUACUGGCAGUUGUAUGGCAACAUUCUGCCAUAUAGACUACUGGCAGUUGUAUGGCAACAUUCUGCCAUAUAGACUACUGGCAGUUGAAUGGCAACAUUCUGCCAUAUAGACUACUGGCAGUUGUAUGGCAACAUUCUGCCAUAUAGACUACUGGCAGUAGUAUGGCAACAUUCUGCCAUAUAGUGCUUUGUCUUUCUCCCACCAAAAAUGAAAUGUGUCUCAGCUAACCAAGUGAUUUAUGUUAGUGUGUAAAAGGACAGUUAAUGUACUGUCAUACUCAUGAAGGACCAGACAAUGCCCACAUACAUACAGACAGGCAGACUGACAGGCAGAUAGGCAGACAGACGUAGAAACAAUCUCCCUCGCUCUCUCCUUCCCUAUCCCUCUCUCUCUAUUUCUCUCUCUGUCGUUACCUGCUGUGCCCACCCGCCACUCUAUUUCUCUCUCUGUCUUUACC
Messenger RNA from Oncorhynchus kisutch (coho salmon), 1581 nucleotides. RefSeq names its product protein unc-119 homolog B-like. The record is from RefSeq and is a predicted model, not a curated record. Lineage: Eukaryota; Metazoa; Chordata; Actinopteri; Salmoniformes; Salmonidae. Gene Ontology annotation, cellular component: cilium. Gene Ontology annotation, biological process: cilium assembly; lipoprotein transport; nervous system development. The transcript has 5 exons. Gene Ontology annotation, molecular function: lipid binding. Bases 125 to 862 code for a protein of 245 amino acids.